GUCUCUCCGGUGGAAAGCAGAGUCGUGAGGCGGGCCAGGGUGGAUGUGGGCCGGGCAUGAUGACAGCAUCCUCCGCUGCUCCUCCACACCUGACCGACUCGCGGACGAUGGAGCUCCGGCGCCUUGUCGUCACCCUCUCCCCGAAACAACAGCCAUGAUUCGCCCCGGAAUCCUGUGCGUUUAGUGGAUCUGGACGCUGAUCUCGGCGCUCUUUUGUUGUUUUCCUGGAGGAAGCGGCGAGCGGGACCGAAGCUGCUGCGUCGCUGUGAAGCGCCACCAAUGGAAGUGAGCGUCGCCCCAGAAUCCCCCUCGAGCUCCGGACCCGGCUCCAGAUUCUCUUUGAAAUGAACCGUUGGAGACUUCACAUCCACAAGUGGCAACGCUGAGCAGGUUGUAUUGCAGCAAACAAAUGGUCCGAUCAAUAGCUUCAGACCAGAGUCGACCAUAGGGACGCAAUCAGUUACACACUUACCCAGCUAACGCACACAUAUCAUGGCUCUGGAGAACUCCGUCCUCCCCUCCCGCCCGGACUCCCUCUCGCUUCCCGUGGACGAGAAGGCAGACGGCGGCGAGGUGCCCGCCGACACCACGGCCUCCACCGGGGUCUUCAACGUGUCCGAGGAGCUGGGCCACGUCGUCACCACUGACUCUGCGUCGUUUCCUCCGGUGCCGGCGAAGAUCAGUCGCUCGUUUCAGGCCAAGCUGGCGGAGCGUGAAGCCAACGCCAACCUGACCAGGAAGAAGACCCAGGGAGCGGAGAAGGAGCGGGGGCGCUUUGGAUGGGCUCGUGCUCGGCGUAAGAGGCAGCGAUAUGUGGAGAAGAACGGACGCUGCAACGUGCAGCACGGCAACAUGCGGGAGACGUACCGCUACCUGACCGACAUCUUUACAACGCUGGUGGACCUGAAUUGGCGCUGCUCGCUUUUUGUUUUCGUCAUGGCUUAUGCUGUCACAUGGCUGUUCUUCGGCGCCAUCUGGUACCUCAUAGCUUACUGCAGGGGUGAUCUGGACCAUCUGGAGGACCCGGACUGGACACCGUGUGUCAGCAAUGUCAACGGCUUCAUCUCGGCCUUCCUGUUCUCCAUUGAGACGGAGACGACGAUUGGCUACGGCCACCGAGUCAUCACCGAUCAGUGUCCAGUCGGCACCAUGCUGCUGCUGCUGCAGGCGAUACUGGGGUCGAUGGUCAAUGCCUUCAUGGUCGGCUGCAUGUUCGUGAAGAUAUCGCAGCCCAACAAGCGGGCCGAGACGCUGGUCUUCUCCAAACACGCCGUCAUCUCUCUGAGGGACGACAAGCUGUGUCUGAUGUUCCGGGUGGGUGACCUGCGGAGCUCCCAUAUAGUCGGGGCCAACAUGAGGGCCAAACUCAUCAAGUCCAAACAGACGCAGGAAGGCGAGUUCAUCCCACUGGACCAGACUGACAUCAGUGUGGGCUUCGAGACGGGCGACGACCGCCUCUUCCUGGUCUCGCCGCUGGUGAUCUCCCAUGAGAUCGACGCGGGCUCGCCUUUCUGGGACAUGUCGCAGUCCCAACUGGAGAAGGAGGACUUUGAGAUCGUGGUCAUCUUGGAGGGAAUGGUGGAGGCCACUGGAAUGACUUGUCAAGCCAGGAGCUCCUACCUGGCUGAGGAAGUGAUGUGGGGUCACAGGUUCAGCCCGAUGAUGUCACUGGCCGAGGGUUUUUUCGACGUCGACUAUGGAGCCUUCCAUCACACAUUUGAGGUGGACACGCCGUCCUGCUCGGCGCGAGAGCUCUCGCUGGCGGCGGCGAGGCUAGACGCGCACCUCUACUGGUCCAUCUCCAGCCGGCUGGACGAGGAGCCCACGCUGACCAACCCGCCGGCCAAGCAGCUGGACAGCAGCUCCACCAACAGCACCAGGGAACCCACCUUCAUCCUGGGAGAGAUGACGGACAUCCAGGAACAAUCAGGACUCGGCGAGCUGAACGGCAGCGUCGCCACCGACCAAUCAGAAACAGAGGCCUAGAACCAAGAAUGUUUACAAAGACCUUCAGUGUAUCCCGAUGUGUAGAGUUUAUUUUCCAGCGUAGUUUGAGUUCGACCGUAAAAGCCAUAUCUUGUGUUGCCAUUUCAGGAAUGUUCUUGUCGGGGAGGAAUUCUCGCCUGGGAAAAGUGGGCGAUCCCCCACAUGUCUGGUUUGGUUCAGAGGGUUUCGAUCGCAGUGGCGGCGAGCCUACCUCAACCUCAAUCUCAUUGGAGGAUCAUGGAAUGCCCAUGUACCUGACAGGCUGAGCAGUUUCUCAAGAAUCAGACCAGGAUGCCCCACACUCCUCCUCCCACAGUGCUGCCUCGGAACCCCAGAUCCCAACCAACCCUUCUCUCUGGCUGCUGAGCCUUUUCAUCCUGGACAGACGUCUCUCCUUGGUCCACCCCUCUCUCUUUCUCUGUCAGAGCUAAUAUCCCUGCCGCUCUAUGCCUCCGCUAUGUUCCUGAAAACCUCCAAAUCCAAAGCAGAGGUGGAAGCCAAGGGGCGUAUCUGAAGGGGCUCUGAGGUGAGAGUAGUGGCAAUACAGUUGGUAGCUUUGUACUGAAGUUGAGAGCAACAGAAGUAGCCUUGACCAGUUUCAUAACUUGUUUUCUCAGCUUGAUCGUACUUCAGGCUUCAUUGUAACCUCUUCCACAACUCGCUGCAAUAAACAUGUUGAGCGACUAGCUAGCCGCGCAUGUAGUCGCCGUUCAUGUUUUGGCAAUGUGACAGAAGACUGCGGAAGUCACUGGGAGAACGGUCUCCGUAGUGGUCAAAGUAUACGAACAGGAAGCCAUUUUCUUGUUUAUCUCAAGAGAGGAACACUGGCUUUGGCGAGGUGAAACCCCCCCAAAUCGCCCCAAAACCAUGUGUGAAAUGAGGCCCUUGUGUGGGAAGGCGGAGCUAAGAGAUACAGGAAAGACUUAAAGCUUAGAAAUGGACUGGAAACAACAGCUGCUUUAGUAAGGCUUUUAUUUUGGGGGGUGAGGGGAAGAUGGUUGACACCUCACGAUCCAUCACAUGAUGAUAUAUUCCGUUCAUGUCUGGUGUUUGUUAACUCUCUCACCCUCUGCCUAUAUCAACAUUGAAAUAGAACUAUGCUUUAGCUGAGUCAACCACGCCCAGUUGACCAAUACUCGCGGAUCAGACGAUUGUGUUGGAGACCCGACCAUGUAUUUUGCGCAUGAAUAUCACGAGAUAACUUGAAUAGUCGGAGCCUUAUGUUUAUUCGAGGAUUGUUGUACGACUUUAAUUUCUCAGGGGUGAAUUUGGGGCGACCUGAAAUGUCAAUGUGGAAAUGUUAUUCACUCCCGGGGUCACUCUGCUGCAGCAGUUUAUUUCUCCCUUGCAAUGCAUUUGUAAAGAAAAGCUCCUCUCAAAUGUCGGACUGAAAAAUGUCUUCUCAAAUAUGUUUCUUGUUCAGCGCUUGCAUAAAAGAUCUGAAAAUGUCGACUAGAAUUGUCCUUUCUAUAGCCUUAAAUCUGCACCCCCUAUUUUUGCUAAAUAAGUUUCUUAAUAACUGAAACACAUACCUUAAUACUUCGAUCAAAACAAGCAUUUCAGCAGCACAUUCCUCCACAAAUGUGCGUCUUCAGAUGUUAUACAACAAUAUAAUUAUCUCUAUAACUUCCAUUCAUUCUGUUUGCUUUUCCUCUUCUUUGCUUGUCAUCGUGUACUUGACAGAAAAAAGGUUACAAUCCCGCUGAAACACCGUGCUGCUGAUGUGAAGCAAUACACCGUACUGGCCACAGGGGGAGCACUGCAGCAACACCGAGUCAGCGCACUCGCCUGAAGUUUGCUGAGGGACACACACACACACACCGCGGUCAUCCAACGAAGAGUGUAGCGCAGGGAUUUGUCGUGUGUUUCGUCUCCGCCGAGUAGAAAUUAAAAGCACAACAAUGUCGUUCCAGUCCAAACUCCUGCUUCUGCUGCUUUGUAGAGACGUUUUCAUUUUUACUUGAUGUUUUUAAUAUUUAAUAGU
Synchiropus splendidus (mandarinfish) is the source of this 3970-nucleotide messenger RNA. RefSeq names its product potassium inwardly rectifying channel subfamily J member 9 (gene kcnj9). Gene Ontology annotation, molecular function: G-protein activated inward rectifier potassium channel activity. Gene Ontology annotation, cellular component: plasma membrane. Gene Ontology annotation, biological process: potassium ion import across plasma membrane; regulation of monoatomic ion transmembrane transport. The record is from RefSeq and is a predicted model, not a curated record. Bases 493 to 1986 code for a protein of 497 amino acids. NCBI's taxonomy places the organism in Eukaryota, Metazoa, Chordata, Actinopteri, Syngnathiformes, Callionymidae. The transcript is spliced from 8 exons.